This is a messenger RNA of Annulohypoxylon truncatum, 1865 nucleotides long. RefSeq names its product glycoside hydrolase family 30 protein. The transcript has 4 exons. The record is from RefSeq and is a predicted model, not a curated record. The coding region runs from base 272 to 1660 and encodes 462 amino acids. Lineage: Eukaryota; Fungi; Ascomycota; Sordariomycetes; Xylariales; Hypoxylaceae. Gene Ontology annotation, biological process: sphingolipid metabolic process. Gene Ontology annotation, molecular function: glucosylceramidase activity.
CUACUAUUACCAUUACUUACAUCAACUUAAUAACAUAAAUUAAGUUGCUGCCGCAAGCUUCUAGAUCUAUUCUCAAUGGUUUAGCCAUUGCGGGGAAUCACAUUAAGCGUUAAUGAAAAUUGAUUGUCCUUAAACGCUUUUGUUGCCCGGCUAUAUACGAUGGUUAAUGUAAUCUUUUAUUUAGUGAAUGGUUGACCCAGCCCUUUCUACGGAAUAACUCGUACAGGUUCAGUUAAGACUUGCAGCGUAGAGGACCAAAUAAUUGAAAAACAUGCCCUGUCUCUUUACAUUAGCAGCACUUGUCGUCGUCUUAGGGCAGACCUAUGCCCAAACCAGCGUAACAGUUGAAGCCGCCUCCUUACUUCAACAGAUAGACGGCUUUGGUGUCUCACAGGCGUUUGGACGUGCUGCCGAGUUCAGGGACUUGCUUUCAGGGGAUCCCCAACAACAAGGCCUAGACUACCUAUUCAACGCGACCACCGGUGCAGGCCUCACAAUAAUUCGCAACCGUAUCGGCUCAGGCACGACUGACAGUGACAGUAUCCUCCCGAACAGCCCCGGUGGCCCCAGCGUGGCUGCAAAUUACACCUUCGACGAUGAUGAUCGCGGUCAGGUCUGGUUUAGCCAACAGGCAAUGAAGUAUGGCGUGAAGAUUAUCUAUGCAGACGCAUGGAGCGCCCCUGGUUUCAUGAAAACCAACAAUAAUGAGAACAACGGCGGAUAUUUGUGUGGGACUCCUGGUCAUACUUGUUCUUCUGGAGACUGGCGUCAAGCCUAUGCCGACUUCUUGGUGCAGUACGUCAAGUACUACAAUGCUCGCGGUAUUCCUAUCACUCAACUCGGUUUCUUGAACGAGCCCGACUACGUGACGAGUUAUUCGUCGAUGCAGUCUGGUGCCAAUGAAGCCUCAUCGUUCAUCCCUAUUUUAUACGACACACUUGAAAAGAACGGGCUCAAUAAUGUGUCUUUGACUUGCUGUGACGCAAUGGGUUGGAACUCCCAGAAAAGUAUCACCCAAGGUCUCGUCUCGGCGGGCAUGGAGAAAUACCUGAAAUACAUAACGAGCCACAUGUAUUCGAGCGACCCGAAUUCGGUCAUACCUACGAACCUCAAGACAUGGCAGACCGAAGCAGCUGAUCUCCAGUCUCGGUGGUGCGCGACUUGGUACAGUGGCGGGGGGCAAUGCGAAGGCUUCACCUGGGCCAACAAGAUCCAUAACGGCCUCGCAAAUGCCAAUCUGUCUGCUUACAUAUAUUGGCAAGGUGUGGAGGUUAACCAAUUUCAAGCAUCUUCGUACCUUGUCGCGAGUGACGGUGAAACGCUUACUCCCUCCGGGCGUCUCUGGGCAUUCGCAAUGUGGUCACGUUUUGUACGUCCCGGAGCCUAUCGUGUGAGCACAUCGGGUAGUGUCUCUAGCACCGGCAUCACCGCGUUCAAGAACACGGACGGUUCCGUCGUUGUCGUUUUCCUGAACUCUGGGGGCUCGCAACAGACUGUCAAGGUUUCCUUCAGUGACUUUACUCCGGCAGGUGCUGAGGCUUUUGUGACAGACAACACUCGGUCCGUAGCCCCGGUGGAGGCAGCUUUCUCUGAUGGAACCGUCACAGUCUCUGUUCCGUCACGCGGGAUGCUCACAGUCAAGUUAGCGGCCGCAGCCUAAAUUCUAAAGGGUUUCAAACUCGCUCUUUUUCAUAUAUGAACGUAAUGAUUGUGAAGGGAACCUACUAUAUAUAUAUACGCGAGUAGUUUUAAGAUGAAUCAUAUCGAAUAUUUGCGUUUUCUUCCUUAUCCGUAUAUCACAGAAACUUGUCGACGGAAAGGGGGCAAAGGUCGCACGGUGUGCCCUUGACGCUCUCAACCCAAGA